Messenger RNA from Clarias gariepinus (North African catfish), 1806 nucleotides. RefSeq names its product GTPase IMAP family member 7-like. Gene Ontology annotation, molecular function: GTP binding. The transcript has 3 exons. The record is from RefSeq and is a predicted model, not a curated record. Lineage: Eukaryota; Metazoa; Chordata; Actinopteri; Siluriformes; Clariidae. Bases 120 to 1667 code for a protein of 515 amino acids.
CAUACUGUAUGACAAAUAUAUUUAUUUAUUUAUGUAUUUGUAUUUGACCUUUCUGGUAAUAAUACUUAUUAAUAAACUCAAAUUAAAAUAGUUAGUAUGGUAAUAAUAUUAGUAACCAAAUGCAUAUGUACAGUAUUAUGCUGUAUUCACAUUUGCAGUGGGGAAGAAAAUGGACAGAAGAGGAGAAGAUGAAAAUGGAAGAGUCUUCUUUGCUGACUGAACACAAUAUGGAUGUUAAAACCAUCAUAAAGGAACUUCUAAAGACGCAUGCCGCACUAGAGAAAACUGAGCAGCAACUGAAAAACACCAAGCUGGAUCUAGAAAGAGCAACGAGAGAACUGGAGGAUGGUACAGACCUUUACUUAUCAGGCUCUGUGCCAAAAUUGUAUCCUCCCAUCAUGGGUGGAGCAUCAUCAAGUUCGGAUUCUUCCCACUUGAGGCUGGUGCUGCUGGGAAAGACUGGGUCUGGAAAGAGUGCAGCAGUAAGCACCAUCCUGGGAGGAGAGGAGGAGAACCAGGAUCUCACACUUAAUGCUACAUCCACCCAGAAGAGUGAGAGCAUACAGGUGGAGGUGGCUGGGAGGAUGGUGACUGUGGUGGACACUCCUGACUGGUUCUCUCCUGGACUCCCUCUGGAGAAGCUAAAACAAGAUAUGGAAUGUUGUGUUCGUUUUUCUGCUCCAGGACCCCACGCCUUUCUCCUGGUCAUACCUGUAAAGCAGCCUACAGGAGAGGAGAGAGGGAUGCUGGAGAAAAUGGAGGAGAUUUUUGGAGAUGAAUGUUGGGAGACCACUUUCAUUCUUUUCACUGUUACUGAUGAACUUCAGAAAAGCAAUGUUGAGGAAUUCAUCCAAUCAGGAGACCAGGAGGUCCGGAGACUUGUAGAGAAAUGUGGGAACAAGUUUCACUGUCUCAACAUUAAGAAGAGUGGAGAUAGUUCUCAGGUCUCAGAACUGCUGGAGAAGAUAGAGAAGAUGGUGGAAGGAAGCAGAAAGAAGUUCUAUAGCAUUGAGAUUUAUCUGAAAACACAAUCUGAGAUUGAAAAAAUUAUUAUGUUGCUUAAAGAAAAAAAGAUAGCAAACGAAGUAAAAGAAAUGGAAGUCAAACUAGAGCAGGAGGUCACCGGUUCUCUGAAAAAGAUUAAAGGAAUGAUCCAGGAGCAUGAAAAAGAUAUUACACAGCUGAACAGUCAAAUAGCUGAACUGGAAAGAAAAACUAAAGAAGAAAUGGAUGAAUCAAAAAGAGACAAAUUGGAAAAGGAACUAGAAGGAGAAAUGCAGAAGAGGACAAAGAUUGAGAAUAUAAUAGUGAUACUAAAUGAAAAGAUAGAGUGGGAGAGAAAAGAGAUGGAGGAGAAACUCAAACGAGAGGUGGAGGAGAUCAGGAAGGCCUCUGAAGAAGAGACUGGAAUGGAGGCAGAGAGAAACCUGAUAAAGAUCAUGCGUCCUGAAAUCCAGAGAUAUAUUUCAAUAUAUUCCAAAUCAAUGAUGGAGGAAGAUUUCAGAGAGAAGAUGGAAGAAAAGGAUAGAGAGCUGGAGAUACUAAAACAAACCCUGACAGCACUUAGAGAAGAGACAAAACAAUCCAUGAUGGGAAAAGAAGCUCAAGAAAGCUCAGGAGAAAUUGUCUCCCUAAACAAGUUUAGAAAACGUUGUGGGAGUAUAUGAUUACUGAGAGCUUCCCUUUGUUUGUUAAAGUCGAUGAAUUUAAAAAUGAAGAAAAUAUCUUCACCUGAAGUUUUGGCAACCAGAUUCAUACAAAAGUGGUGCAAAAGACUUGUGUGGAAAUACAGUUUAUACAGUUGCU